AUGUUAGUGGGCAGCUGGUUUCUUUGCCUCAUCUUCGGCCUCGCUUUCAGUCUCUUGAGCUCUGCUCAAGCUGGUCGGCACGCAGGACCGAUCCCAGCAUACCAAGGCCACGGUGUUUUGGGACAUGGCAUCAAAGCCGAAUCAAAACCGCCACUCAAAUCGUUACUGGUUGAUGUAUCUGCCACUUCACUUGUCGCUGAAGAAGCGCUUUUGGCCCGUACUGGAAGCGCUGCGGCAGAACUGACAAGGGUUAUGAAGGCCAAGAGGAAAGUGAAGGCGGAGAAUUUUCGUGUUGCAAACAUUUUUGCUGGGAAUAUUGUAGAGCGAGGAGUACCUGGGAAGAUGAUGGGCAUCACGGGGCUACUAUGCGGUAUUGAUCUGUUUUCGGCGCUAUUUUGCGGCCUGGAAUCAACUUACUGCGCUGUAUUUGGUAGCGAGUAG
Gamsiella multidivaricata is the source of this 441-nucleotide messenger RNA. RefSeq lists its product as uncharacterized. The transcript is spliced from 2 exons. Lineage: Eukaryota; Fungi; Mortierellomycota; Mortierellomycetes; Mortierellales; Mortierellaceae. The record is from RefSeq and is a predicted model, not a curated record. The coding region runs from base 1 to 441 and encodes 146 amino acids.